AUGCGGACCCGUCAGUUGGGCCUACAAAGUCGAGGUGCACGGUGUGCCAAGGUGUGCUCGGUCUGUCCCAGUCUGGUGCUGGAGCUCGUGGCGGAAGGGUAUGAAGACGAUUUUGUCGCCAAGCUCACAGUGGACCGGUGGUCCCCACAGAUACGUAGGCUUCCGUUCUUCUUCCUCACUCCAACCAGAGAAACAAAUUGCAUUUCUUUUACCAGGACUAAGGAAGCGCAGGAGGUCUAUGAGCGAGCCCUUUCACUGGAUGCCACAAACCCCGACAUCUUGUACAAUCUUGGCGUUGUGUUUUUGGAGCAAGGCAGACCAGGGGAUGCGCUCAUGUACUUCAACAAGGCCUUGGAAUUGGACCCUGAUCAUGAGCAAGCGCUGAUGAACUCUGCCAUUCUUAUUCAAGAGAGUGGGAACUCAAAGCUCCGUCAACUGGCAUUUGAAAGGUAAAGAUCUCGCUUCUUCAGUCAGAUUUACAGCAUAUGUAGUACUGGAGGCAUUCUUGAA
Molecule: messenger RNA, 510 nt
Organism: Rhipicephalus sanguineus (brown dog tick)
Lineage: Eukaryota; Metazoa; Arthropoda; Arachnida; Ixodida; Ixodidae
Product: protein O-mannosyl-transferase Tmtc3-like
Exons: 5
Coding region: 1-453 (150 amino acids)
Biological process (GO): protein O-linked glycosylation via mannose
Cellular component (GO): endoplasmic reticulum
Molecular function (GO): protein binding; mannosyltransferase activity
Source: RefSeq, a predicted model, not a curated record